AGAGAGAGAGAGAGAGAGAGAAUGUACCAUUGGGCUUGUAAUCCGAGAAAAAGCCCCACCACCAUCAAGGCCACCUGGCCUUCUUCCCCAGAUGAGGCGAGACGGACGGCUCAGAUUUCAUCGCCGUUGCGAUCGCCAUCCGAGGAGGAGAAGCUCAACGCAGUGUUCGAUCGACUCCCUCAGCUCCUCGAAUGGAAAUGGUCUCCUUUCCCAACUUCCUCUUCAACCCCAACCAAACCCUCCUUCCCUUCCCAAACCGAUUCGACCAAAAUUACGAAUCUAUCCUCCUCCACCCUCCAAUCAAAAGGAAAGGCAGUUGCUCAGAACCUCAUCGAAGAAGAAGAAGAGCCGAAGCUUCUUCCAAUCGUUUUCGCUGCAAGUAGAAGGCCGAGAAGCCAUUUAAAUAGGACAAUCCUCUCCAAUCCCUGGUCUGAAACCCUCAUUCCCAACCCACAACCAGCAUCGCCAUCGGAAUUUCUGUCUUUCGACGGUCUGGAUUGUCCCGAUACCCUCUCCGACGCCCUCAGAAGCAGCGGCGUCACUUCCGACACUCCUUCCUUCCAUCCAUCCGAAGAAGAAGAAGCAGAAGAAGAAGAAGAAGAAGAAGAAACCGACAGCAGAAGCUGCGGCAGAAAACGCCGAUUCCUCCGCAUCAAAAAAUCAUCGAAGAAGAGAAAGAAAGAGAAGAAGAAAGUAGGCGGAAACAGACGUCUUCCAGAGGAAUCUGUGAAAGCAGGCGGAAACAGACGUCUCCCAGAGGAAUCUGUGAAAGUAGGCGGAAACAGACGUCUCCCAGAGGAAUCUGUGAAGGUGCUGAGACAAUGGCUCGAAGAAAACAUAGAGAAUCCGUACGCAUCCUCCCAACAGAAGCAGGAACUCGCUCUCUCUUCCCGUCUCGAAUACAAACAGGUAGGAAAUUGGAUUUCUAAUGCAAGAGGGAAACUCAAUAUAAGGAAAUGCACGGAUAAGAGAUAUACAAAGAGAAUGUAUAGAUCGUAGAGUUGUUUGAGAGAUCUGACUCUUUCCAUUCGCUUCAGAUUCUUCUAUUUCACCACAGACAUUGAAAAGGUAGAGAAGCUUUUCAAAUUUUGACAGGUUUAUACACCGUUGCUUCGGUGUAUUAUAGCGUUACAUUCCGUUAAAAAUGCAUAUGGAAUGAGUUUUUCUGAUUUUCUGCAACACCUGUUUUGGGCUAUAUACCGUUGUUUUGGUG
Magnolia sinica is the source of this 1213-nucleotide messenger RNA. RefSeq lists its product as uncharacterized. The record is from RefSeq and is a predicted model, not a curated record. The transcript has 2 exons. Gene Ontology annotation, molecular function: DNA binding. Lineage: Eukaryota; Viridiplantae; Streptophyta; Magnoliopsida; Magnoliales; Magnoliaceae. Bases 22 to 999 code for a protein of 325 amino acids. Gene Ontology annotation, biological process: regulation of DNA-templated transcription.